This is a messenger RNA of Kogia breviceps (pygmy sperm whale), 4081 nucleotides long. It is a transcript of the gene METTL4, whose product is annotated as methyltransferase 4, N6-adenosine. Lineage: Eukaryota; Metazoa; Chordata; Mammalia; Artiodactyla; Physeteridae. Gene Ontology annotation, molecular function: site-specific DNA-methyltransferase (adenine-specific) activity; nucleic acid binding; RNA methyltransferase activity. Gene Ontology annotation, cellular component: nucleus; cytosol. The record is from RefSeq and is a predicted model, not a curated record.
CGCCGGAACUCUGCGUGUUGGUGAAGUGCUGCCGCCUCACGGGGGCGCUCGGGCGUCUCCCGGCAGCUGUAAGCGUCCUAUGCGAAGUCUGGUGCGACCCUUAAAUUUAGCUGUGAACACCCGAGCGCUUUAUGUCCCUGAGUAGCGAGCAGAGCGCUCUAAGCAGCCCUGGAAACGUUCUUUCCGUACAGCAACAUGGCGGCUCCUGUUGACUGUUAGAAAAGGAGAUUUUUUUUUCCUUUGCCCUGAGAGGAGUGUCUUUCAGGACCACUGUUUAGAUGGGUGCUGUUUCAUGAAGCAAGUCUGGGAAGGCGGCGUGCACUUUUCUGACAAGGGAGGCGGCGAGGAAGAGAAUGUCUGUGGUGCAUGAGCUAUCACCAGGAUGGUUACUGGAUCAUCUUUCUUUCAUUAACAAGAUAAGUUAUGAACUUCACCAGCAUCAUGAACCUUGUUGCAGUAAAAAUGAGCCUACUUCUUCUGUUCACCUUGAUACUCUUCACAUGGAUUCUAUGUCCUCUUUUGGAGCCUCUGCUACCUGUAUUGCUUCUACCACUAAGCCAGAAAAUGAUGAUGGAGGAAAUUGUGAAAUGUUCAUACAAAAAUAUGUUUUUCGAUCUGAACUGUUUGAUGUCACCAAACCUUAUAUAACUUCUGCUAUUCACAAAGAAUGCCAACAAAGUAAUGAAAAGGAGGAGCUAGUAAAUGAUGUUAAGAAAGAAAUCUCCAUUUCUGUUAAUGGGAAGAAGCGUAAGAGAUGUGUUGUUUUCAAUCAAGGUGAAUUGGAUGCUAUGGAAUACCAUACAAAGAUCAGGGGGCUGAUUUUGGAUGGAUCUUCACAGUUAAUCCAAGAAGGUCUCAAAAGUGGCUUUCUUCAUACACUUUAUGAAAAACGGGACAAGUAUAGUGAUCCCAUUACUUUACCACUUGAUACCUGCAAUUUGUCAGAAUUAUGUGAAAUGGCAAAGCAUUUGCCUUCUCUGAAUGAAAUGGAACUUCAGACAUUACAAUUGAUGGAAGAUGAUAUAUCUGUUACGGAGCAGGAUUUAUUUUUACGGAUUGUUGAAAACAACUCUAGCUUUACAAAAAUGAUUACUUUAAUGGGACAGAAAUACCUGCUGCCACCAAAAAGCAGUUUUCUUUUGUCUGACAUUUCUUGUAUGCACCCGCUUCUGAACUGUAAGAAAACAUAUGAUGUAAUUGUGAUAGAUCCACCAUGGCAGAACAAAUCAGUUAAAAGAAGUAACAGAUAUAGUUAUUUAUCACCACUGCAAAUCAAGCAGAUACCUAUCCCUAAGCUGGCUGCUCCAAACUGUCUUGUUGUUACCUGGGUGACGAAUAGACAGAAACACCUGCGUUUUGUUAAGGAAGAGCUUUACCCUUCUUGGUCUGUGGAGAUAGUUGCUGAAUGGCACUGGGUAAAAAUCACCAGUUCGGGAGAGUUUGUGUUCCCAUUAGAUUCUCCACACAAAAAGCCUUACGAAGGUCUUAUACUGGGAAGAGUUCAAGAAAAAGCUGCUUUACCAUUAAGGAAUGCAGAUGUAAAAGAGCUCCCCAUUCCAGAUCACAAGUUAAUUGUCAGUGUGCCCUGUAUGCUUCACUCACAUAAGCCACCUCUUGCUGAGGUUCUAAAAGACUAUGUCAAGCCAGAGGGGGAAUGUUUGGAAUUGUUUGCUCGAAAUUUACAGCCAGGUUGGACUAGUUGGGGCAAUGAAGUUCUCAAAUUUCAACAUGUGGAUUAUUUUGUUGCUCUGGAGUCUAAAAGUUGACUAUGUCCUUAAAAUUGUGUUUUUCUUCAGUUUUUCCUCACUCCUUCUCCCUUCAUUCUAAUAGAUUUUUCCUUUUAUUACCGACCAAUACGCGUAGAGAUGUAAACAGGACUUGGUUUUUCAGCAAAAUGAUGAGAAGUGACUAUCUGUCAUAUAAUUUUGAGAUGAAUUUUACUUCAGUUGCACUAGUAUUUCACAUUAUUCUGGGCUCUGCAAAUAAAGAGGUAAGCAGUUAGAAUGAUGGCAAGACUUUGUUACUGAUAAAGUUCAGGAAGCAUGCACUAUGGACCUGAGGUCACAAUUCUAUGUAUGGGUGUGUUUUGUUUGGGCCAUAUGGUGUUGUAAAAAAAAUUGGAGCCAUCAUUCUAAAAAAUCAGGAAAUUUCACAUAAUAAGUCCAUAUUUCUGCCUUUCUUUAAACAUCAGAAACUCUGGCUACACUGCGGCCUGUGUUCUUUCCUGGCAUCAGUCUGUGGGACCCAGUGGUGGCAGCUCAUUUGGGAAGGGCCUUGUACUCUUCAGUUUAUCACAGUAACCUUGUCCCAUGCCAGUCACUUAUAUUGUCUACCUGACCCCUGUACAACCUGAAUUUAGAAUGUCUAGUAUACUGCUACAUUCUGGAAAAUGUAUUCAAAGACCUGCUGAGUACUGCAUCAUUGUACUGAGUUCAUGAAACAUUUUUUGGAGGGUUUUAAAUUUCAUUCAGGGUCACUUUUCAAUUACUUUUUAGUUUUGCUUGUUUUUCUAGAAGAAAAAUAAAUUCUUAAUAAUGUCAGAAAGUAAACACUGUUUGGACUUAAUUGAUAUUUAUAGAACAUUCCAUCCAAAAGCAGCAGAAUACACAUUCUUCUCAAGUGCACAUGGAACAUUCUUCAGGAUAGAUCACAUGCUGGGCCACAAAGCAAACCUUGGUAAAUUUAAGAAAAUUGAAAUCAUAUCAAGCAUCUUCUCCAACCACACCGCUAUGAGAUUAGAAAUCAACUACAAGGAAAAAACUGUAGAAAACACAAACAUGGGACUUCCCUGGUGGUGCAGUGGUUAAGAACCUGCCUGCCAACGCAGGGGACAUGGGUUCAAGCCCUGGUCCGGGAAGAUACCACAUGCUGUGGAGCAACUAAGCCCAUGUGACACAACUACUGAGCCUGCAUUCUAGAGCCCAUGAGCUGCAACUACUGAGCCUGUGUGCCACAACUACUGAAGCCCAAUCGCCUAGAGCCAGUGCUCUGCAACAAGAGAAGCCACCACAAUGAGAAGCCUGUGCACUGCAAUGAAGAGUAGCCCCUGCUCACCGCAACUAGAGAAAGCCUGCAUGAAACAACGAAUACUCAACACAGCCAAAAAUAAAUAAAUAAAUAUUUGGAAAAAAAAAAAAAACCACAAACAUGUGGAGGUUGAACAAUGUUACUAAACAACCAAUGGAUCACCUAAGAAAGAGGAAAUAAAAAAAUACUUAGAGACAAAUGAAAACAAAAACACGACAAUACAAAACCUUUGGGAUACAGCAGAAGCAAUUCCAAGAGGGAAGUUUAUAGCAAUACAAUCUUACCUCAGGAAACGAAAAAUCUCAACUAAACAACAUAACCUUAACCUAAAGCAAGUAGAGAAAAAAGAACAAACAAAACGCAAAGUUAGUAGAAGGAAAGAAAUCAAAGAUCAGAGCAGAAAUAAAUAGAGAUGAACAAAACAAUAGAAAAGAUAAGUGAAACUAAAAGCUUGUUCUUUGAAAAGAUAAACAAAAUUGAUAAACCUUUAGAUUCAUCAAGAAAAAAGGGAAAGGGCUCAAAUCAAUAAAAUUAGAAGUGAAAAAGAAGUUACAACUGACACCACAGAAAUACAAAGGAAUCAUAAGAGACUACUACAAGCAACUAUAUGCCAAUGAAAUGGACAACCUAGAAGAAAUGGACAAAUUCUUAGAAAGGUACAGUCUUUCAAGACUAAACCAUGAAGAACAGACCAAUCACAGACCAAUAUGAACAGACCAAUCACAAGUACUGAAAUUGAAACUGUGAUUAAAAUACUUCCAACAUACAAAAGUGCAGGACCAGAUGAAUUCUAUCUAUCACAGGUGAAUUCUGUCAAACACUUAGAAAGGAGUUAACACUUAUCCUUCUGAAACUAUUCCAAAAAAUUACAGAGGCAGGAAAACUCCCAAACUCAUUCUGUGAGGCCACCAUCACCCUGAUACCAAAACCAGACAAAGAUACUACAAAAAAAGAAAAUUACAGGUCAAUAUCACUGAUGAACAUAGAUACAAAAAUCCUCAACAAAAUACUGGCAAACCUAAUCCAACAAUACAAAGGGUUCAUACACCAUGGU